This is a messenger RNA of Lactuca saligna, 432 nucleotides long. Lineage: Eukaryota; Viridiplantae; Streptophyta; Magnoliopsida; Asterales; Asteraceae. The record is from the annotation of a GenBank genome assembly.
AUGCAUGCUCACAACUCAGCUCGUCGAAACCCUAGUUGUAGGGAUGAUGAAUUAGCGAUGAGCAGCAAGGCGGCGACUGCGAUCUAUUGUGGUGGUCGGAGUCCAUUCCAUCGGCUUCGGUUACUAUGUAUCUGGUUGGAAUUAGCGGAGAAAGUGAAUGGUGUGGAGAGGGGCCCGGUGGUGGCCAAAAUCUGUGGCUGCGGGUUGUCUUCCUUGCUGGAAAGUCUCCACCUUCAUUGUGAGAGGGAGGGAAAAGGAGGCGAGAUGGUGAGGUUUUUUUUUCCAACAAUGGUGAAGGAACGGUGCUUUAUGGCCGCAUCGGGCUUAGUCCAAGAACAAACAACCAUCUCGGUCUCUUUCACUCUUCCAGUAUACCACCAUUUCAGUUCAGAGGGAAAGGAUUUCCCGUACCACUUCAAUGGGGAAAGUUGA